AUGCCACCAAUUUCUGCAUCUAAAGCUAAGAGAGAAGCCAAAAAAGCUGAAAGAGAGGCUAAGAAAGCUGCUGCUGGUAAGACUUCUUCUCGUAGAAGUAAGAAGGCUAGCAAGGAUGAACCAGUUGAUGAAGCUGAGGCCACAGCUGCUGAAAUCGAAAAAUUAAAAUUACAACAAGACGAGCAUGGUAUAUCUGAUCGUGUUGUCACCGGUGUCUUGGCUUCGUUAGAAACUUCUCGUGAUAUCAAAUUGACUUCUGUCUCUUUGUUAUUCCAUGGUAAAGUUCUAAUUCAAGACUCUACUUUAGAAUUAAACUAUGGUAGACGUUACGGUCUUUUAGGUGAAAAUGGUUGUGGUAAGUCUACUUUCUUGAAAGCUAUUGCAGCUAGAGAAUAUCCAAUCCCAGAAAACAUCGAUAUUUAUCUUCUAGAUGAACCAGCUGCACCAACCGAAUAUUCUGCAUUGGAAUAUGUUGUUAGAGAAGCUCAAGCUGAAUUGAAAAGAUUAGAAGAUUUGGUAGAAAAGAUUAUUGUUGAGGAUGGUCCUGAAUCAGAAUUAUUAGAACCUUUAUACGAAAGAAUCGAUUCUUUAGACCCAGACACUUUCGAAAGCAGAGCUGCUGUUAUCCUUAUCGGUUUAGGUUUCAAUUCUCAAACUAUCCUAAAGAAGACUAAAGAUAUGUCUGGUGGUUGGAAAAUGCGUGUAGCUUUGGCCAAAGCAUUAUUUGUUAAACCAACUCUUUUAUUAUUGGAUGAUCCAACUGCCCACUUAGACUUAGAAGCUUGUGUUUGGUUAGAAGAAUAUUUGAAGAGAUUCGAUAGAACUUUGGUCCUUGUUUCUCAUUCUCAAGAUUUCUUAAAUGGUGUUUGUACUAAUAUGAUCGAUAUGAGACAACAACAUUUGACAGCUUAUGGUGGUAACUAUGAUUCUUAUGUAAAGACUAGAACUGAAUUGGAGACUAACCAAAUGAAACAAUACAAUAAACAACAAGAAGAAAUCGCACAUAUCAAGAAAUUUAUUGCUUCUGCUGGUACUUAUGCCAACUUGGUCAAACAAGCUAAAUCCAGACAAAAGAUUUUAGAUAAGAUGGAAGCUGAUGGUUUAAUUCAACCAGUCGUCCCAGAUAAGGUCUUUUCUUUCAGAUUUCCGCCUGUUGAAAGAUUGCCUCCACCAGUUUUAGCAUUCGAUAACAUUUCUUUCUCCUACGAUGGUAAUCCAGAACAUAAUUUAUAUGAAAAUUUGGAUUUCGGUGUUGAUAUGGAUUCAAGAAUCGCACUUGUUGGUCCAAAUGGUGUUGGUAAAUCUACUUUGUUGAAAAUUAUGACUGGUGAAUUAACUGCUCAAUCUGGUCGUGUGUCCAGACAUACUCAUGUUAAAUUAGGUGUCUAUUCACAACAUUCUCAAGAUCAAUUAGACUUGACUAAGUCUGCUUUGGAAUUCGUUCGUGAUAAAUACUCCGAUAUAUCACAAGAUUUUCAAUAUUGGAGAGGUCAGUUGGGUCGUUAUGGUUUAACUGGUGAAGCUCAAACUGUUCAAAUGGGAACAUUAUCUGAAGGUCAACGUUCUCGUGUUGUUUUUGCCCUGCUAGCCUUAGAACAACCCAAUGUCUUGUUGUUGGACGAACCUACUAACGGUUUAGAUAUCCCAACUAUUGAUUCCUUAGCUGAAGCUAUUAAUGAAUUCAACGGUGGUGUAGUUGUUGUCUCACACGAUUUCAGAUUAUUGGAUAAGAUUGCUAAAGAUAUUUUUGUUGUUGAAAACAAGACUGCUACUAGAUGGGAUGGUACUAUUUUAGAAUACAAGAGCAAGUUAGCAAAGAAUGUUGUGUUGUAA
Arxiozyma heterogenica is the source of this 1833-nucleotide messenger RNA. RefSeq names its product ATP-binding cassette family ATPase ARB1 (gene ARB1). Bases 1 to 1833 code for a protein of 610 amino acids. The transcript has a single exon. Gene Ontology annotation, molecular function: ATP hydrolysis activity; ATP binding. The record is from RefSeq and is a predicted model, not a curated record. NCBI's taxonomy places the organism in Eukaryota, Fungi, Ascomycota, Saccharomycetes, Saccharomycetales, Saccharomycetaceae.